Molecule: messenger RNA, 4776 nt
Organism: Anopheles arabiensis
Lineage: Eukaryota; Metazoa; Arthropoda; Insecta; Diptera; Culicidae
Product: UPF0047 protein YjbQ
Exons: 5
Coding region: 1215-1730 (171 amino acids)
Source: RefSeq, a predicted model, not a curated record
ACAGGCUGACAAUAAGCAAUAGAAAAAAAAUCCAUUACGGCAUCGCCAAAGGAAUGGACGACCGAUUACUUGGAGCAAUUGGAAAAUUGCAGCAUUUGUGAAAAGUGAAACAGUUUACCGACUCCUUUCUGGUUCCAUGCUACUCCUGGUAAUGUGAAGGAAUUCACAAGAUACAGCAGUAAACAGAUUUCGUUGGGCCGCGGAGAGUGAUGUGUGUUAGUGAGUGAAGUGCAGAUAAAGCGCAAAGAAGCAGCAUUGAAGCACAGAAUGUGCCGCAGCUAGUGAGCAUCGGUAGAAAUGUUGUGGAGUGGAAUGAAGAGAUAAGUGAUCUGUGCCCCCGUGUAACAGAGAGAGAGAGAGAGAGAUGUAAAGCACACGUGUGCUUUUGUGCGUUAAUGAUUUGCGGUUCAUCAGGUUCACCAAAAUAUACGUGGCAACACAGCAAAUAAUCUCAACCCAAAACCAACCGGCUUCGUUUUCUCUCAGCCCCCUCUGCAUCCUCCUGUUAUCAGUUGCAGGUCGAAAAUAAAAGUUUGCGCUGAGUAGCAAACAAAUAGUGUUGCCGAGAAGUGUUUCUUGUUGUGUUUGUGUGCGUGUGUGUCGGUCUGGUUGGUGGCUUGGUGCGUGUGUGCGAUUGGUACAGUGUUUGUGUGUAGUAUAGCUUGCCAGUAGUUGCUAUUUCCUGCCUCAAAACGGAUCAUCCUCGCAAACGGGGCAGCCCUCCUUCAUCGGUCACCGACGAGUCCUCGUUACCCUUGUCAGCGUCCGCCGGGGGCCGUGGGGGAGGAGGAGGAGGAGGAGGAGGAGCUGGUGGUGGUGGCGGCGGAAGUGUUGCUGGGGGUGCUGGUAGAAGUCGUAGUGCGGGUGCUAGUGGAAGUGGUGCCGGGGGAGCAUCAGCAACAGCGGGCGGUGCAGCAGCUGUAGAAGGUGGGGCCAGAAGCAAGGGAAGAAAAGGGAGUACCGCAGGUAGUGGUAAAGGAGGAGGUGGUGGUGGUGGUGGUGGUAAAGGUGCUGGAGGUGCUGGUGGUGCUACUGCUGACGGAAGUGUUGGCGUCGGUGACGCAGAUCGCAGCAGUGGUGGCGGUAGUUCGGCGGCCAGCCAUCGACACCAACCAGGAUACCAUCGCCAUCUGCAGCAAGCGUCAACGGCGGCGGGUAUAAACCCAACGGCAACGACUACGACGACGGGCUCAUCAUAUGAGAAGACCAAUAACAUGGCUUCAUCAAAUCACCGCGGUAUACAGAUUGGAUCCGCCUGGUUUCAACGCAAAAUCAACCUACGGCCGCAGCAUCGUGGCGUCCACCUGGUGACGGAGGAGAUUCUACGGCAGAUGCCCGAGCUUGGUCAAUUUUCUGUCGGAUUAUGUCACGUUCAAAUUUUGCACACAUCCGCCAGCUUAGCGUUAAACGAAAGCUGGGAUCCAGACGUAAGGGAUGAUAUGGAAAUGAUGUUAAACAAAAUAGUGCCCGAAGGUCUACCAUACAGGCAUUCUUGCGAAGGUCCAGAUGAUAUGCCCGCUCACGUAAAAGCCUGCUUUCUUGGAAGUUCACUGACAAUCCCAAUCACCGAUGGCAAAUUGUCACUCGGUACAUGGCAGGGUGUUUGGCUGUGCGAACACCGUGACCACGCGGGCUCCCGGAAGCUGGUGAUAACGCUCUCCGGUUGUCCCCGGGAUUCGGCGCGAAGUCCCCUGUCGCCAGUGUCACCGAUCGCCUCCACCUCCAGUUAGGGACGGCCGCGCUCUGCUCGCGAUAGUCGGUAAUCGUGGGUUAGAGCGGCUUUCUGCUGUAAGGUCAACAAUUGUUCAACUGCAACUACAACAUCAACAGCAAUUUUAACCAAAUCAACAACAGCAACCACAACAAGAAAUACAACUAACGCGAACAGUAAUGCUACUACUACUAAUACCAUUACUAAACUAAAUAAUAACGCUACUUACGACACUACUUUUACUACUACAACUACUAAUACUAUCACUACUUCUAAAACUAUAACGGUAUCAAAUUGUAAUGGAAGCGAAUCUGUUUGAAAAGUGCUGAAUGAACAAAGCAAUUGAGGAGGAGCAAGUGGAAAACGGAACACAUUAAAACAGCUAGCGAGAUAUUUAACAAAAUAAAUAAAACUCUAUACAAAACACCUUUGCUAUCGCUUUUCGACGAAUCGAAUAAGCGAAAGAAACAAAUGCAAAACAUUCCGCUAAUUGAUCAACCAAAGUUGAAAUUAGCAAUUGAAGAAAUAAAAGGGCGAAAACGCGACAAAAACAGAUAAAUGUUUGGCGAGCGAAUAAAUAACAAACUGCUAAAGCGAAUGGAGUAAGAAAACUAGCAAUGAAUUCAAUUGUUAAAGCAUUUUUUUAGAAGCGUUACAAAGCGAGCAAAGCAAAACAGCAACCUCCUGAUGCCGUCACUUUCACAAUUGCAAACAAACAAUAGAAUGAAUACAACUGAUACAAACUUAUCCUUCCAAGUGACGCGUGGAACAUAGAUGCUGGGUGCAUAAUUCUAGUGGAAUGCAAUUGUUACAAAUAAAAAAAAACUUCAACUAAUGAGCGGUAGCAGCAACGCGUCGAGGAAAAUAAAUAGUAGCAUGGUGCGCAAUAAAUAAUCGCAAACGACGAUAAAGGAUUGGAACAAAUAUAGUUGCAGCAGGGUCAAAUUAAUAAGUGAAGUAAUUUAGGGAAUAGGUGUACGUGUGAGUGUAUAUGUGGGUGUUUUCUAAGUUUAAUUCAAGUUGGGACAUUCCUUUCGUUGUUUGAUGGAUAAUUUGUUGUCACGUUGUAAAUUGCUACUCAUAAAUGACCACACAUGUGCCGAUAAGUUAACGAAACUGUUACGGGGGGAGGGUAGUCUGAUCUUUUGCUUUUGAUCAACACAUAGGGUUCUUAGUCUAGUAGUUUGCACUAGAAUCAUGUAAAUGCAUUCCUUGCGUUUAAAACAGUUUUAUUUACAGCGCAUUUUGAAUUGAAUUAUUGUUUGCCGGUCAAAAUCUACUUCAAAUCGAUACAGAAACACCACCACAGGGGCAUUUCAUGUGUGCUAUCGCUCUAGGAAUAUGUUAUCAAAACUAUUAAAAAUAUCAUUUAUUGUAAUUUCCUGCCGGGGACCAUAGGGUCACAUUUUUUAAAUUCCCCAUGCCCCAUUUCACAAAAAUCCACAGUCUUCACGAUCCUAUUAUUGUGCAAUCUAUACUAAUGUUGAAAUUCAAAUGAUAGGGAUCAAUUUUAUUACAUCGUUAAAAAGUUGUUUAUGAUUUUACAAUACAAAAAAAAAUCCGAUUUGUUAAAAUGUAUUGAUUUGAAGUGGAAUUAUGUUAUAACGUUUGAUUAUUACAAACUGCUGAUCUUGCCAGGGAAACGAAACAUCAUUGAACGAAUAAACGUAACCGUAAAUAACAUACAUUGGAAAAUGCUUAUUUGAUAAAAAUAUUUAAUGCGUGCGACGUGUCAAUAGAAAAAAAGGAUAAACAUUGUAUAUAGGACAACAUUUUUCAUACUUUCUGUGAUUUAAGUAAAAGCAGAAGAAAACUUCGUUCGCAAAUCUUGUUCAAAUCCAGUUUAUCAUAAUGUUGUCGAGCAGAUUCGAUUUACCAGAGAUAAUAGUGGCGUUAUUUUCAUUUUAUUAUCCAACACACGAUCAGUUUCCAUAUGGCUGAUAUAUUGGUAGCUUCUUGUGGUUUUUGCAUCCAACGAAUUUUUUUGAACUUGAUGAAUGUCAUUUUACUGUCUUCUUUUCGAUGAAACACACAGAUUGGCGAUAUAAUUUGGAUUAAUUUGAGUUUUGUUACCGCAAUCGCUCAAAUGAUGAAUUGGUUCAAAUCCUAUUAUAAUAGGGUUCGUUGUUAGAGAUAGGUGGGUGUAUUGAUAACCGAACGAUCAAGAACGAUCGACCGUUGUGCGAAACCCGAUUGUUCGCUCAUUUUAGCUGAUAUUUGUGGCAUGCAAGAUCACUAUAAUUUGUAACAAAAUUUUAUGAGUUAUUUAGACAUAUUUGGGAUCAUUUCACGUUUAUGUUUUUGCAUAUAAUUUUAACUAUAGGAUCAUUUAAGAUCCGCUUAUGAUUGUUCUUUUUUAUCAAAUUCAUGAUGAGCGAAUGCUCCCGACCGAUCCAUCUUCAGAACAGCUACCAAAGUGUCCGUUUUUUAGAGGAUUGUGAAGAACUUCUUAAAAUGUUGUUACUUUAACUUCUCUUCACAGUUUCGUUUCAUGAUUGUAUGUCCUGUUAAGUGUACGUAUGAGUACCUAGCCAUCCCGUGGUGGUUUCAUUUUACUGCGCAAUCGAUUACGCUAACACAGAAUAAGCAAUCAUUAAUCACGCAGAAACGUAAUUGAUUCGCACUGUUAUCAGGCCGACAUACCAGACCGUGGAUGAUGUUUCAUUGUUUCGUUAUUUCAAUAUCGCACGUUCUGUUACUGCACUAAACGGAAAGCACACACUUAGUGGCGGAUAGAGAUGGUAACACAGAAAGGGGUCGGUUGGUGGGGGGAGGGGGGGGAGGAAGAAAUAAACCAACGCAGCAAUAAAUUUUAGAAAAGAUGAAUUCUAGAGCCAUUGAUGCCACACCGAAUGUGGGGUCUUACCGUGACGAACCUAAACAAUCCCUAUUGCUAAACGCAUUGCGUUAUUAUUCCGCAUGAACUUCCUAACGUGAUACGGGAUACAACCGCAAAAGUUGAAUGUUUACGGGACCGUGUUUACUUUGUGGACUGCGUCAACCGGUGUCGAAACCUCUUAAAUUACGAAAAUGAAAAAAUAAAAAAAAAAUCAUUCAAAAAUUUA